Molecule: messenger RNA, 2098 nt
Organism: Delphinapterus leucas (beluga whale)
Lineage: Eukaryota; Metazoa; Chordata; Mammalia; Artiodactyla; Monodontidae
Gene: PLVAP
Product: plasmalemma vesicle associated protein
Biological process (GO): positive regulation of cellular extravasation; regulation of vascular permeability
Source: RefSeq, a predicted model, not a curated record
GGGGCAGAAGCCACCACCCAGAGCAGACCAGCCAGCAGAGCAGUGCCGGUGCACCGGGCAGAAGCUGGGAGGAGAUGGGCUUGGCGAUGGAGCACGGGGGACCGUAUUCACGGGCAGGGGGCAGCCCGAGGGGAUGCUGGUACUAUCUACGCUAUUUUUUCCUCUUUGUCUCGCUCAUCCAACUCCUCAUUAUCCUGGGCCUUGUCCUCUUUAUGGUCUAUGGCAACGCGCACGUGAGUACCGAAUCCAACCUGCAGGCCACCGAGCGCCGGGCUGACGGCCUCUACGGCCAGGUGGUGGGGCUCACGGCCUCCCAGGCCAACCUGUCCGAGAAGCUCAACCUCACCUCCCGCGCCAAGGAUGCCAUCAUGCUGAUGCUGCUAAACGCGCGCCGCGACCUGGACCGAAUCAACGCCAGCUUCCGCCAGUGUCAGGCCGACCGGGUGAUCUACAUGAACAACCAGCGAUACAUGGCUGCCAUCAUCUUGAGUGAGAAACAAUGCCAAGAACAACUCAAAGAAAGUAACAAGAGCUGCGAUGCUUUGGCCCUCACACUGAACCAGAAAGCCAAGACACUGGAGGUGGAGCUGGCAAAGGAGAAGGUGGUAUGUACCAAAGACAAGGAUGGUCUGGCGUUGGGCAAGCGAGUGAUGGAGGAACAGCUGGCCAAGUGCAGCAAAGCCCAGGAGCAGCAGCAGCAGGAGCGACAGCUGGCCGAGGACCGUCUGCAAAAGGUGCAGGCCCUCUGCCUCCCGCUGGACAAGGACAAGUUUGAGAUCGAGCUGCGCAACCUCUGGAGGGACUCCAUCAUCCCGCGCUCCCUUGACACCCUGGGCUACAAUGUGUUCCAUCCCAUUGGCUCGGAACUGGCCUCCAUCCGGAGAACCUGCGACCACAUGCCCACCCUCAUGAGCUCCAAGGUGGAGGAGCUGGCCCGCAGCUUGCGGGCUGGCAUCGAGCGUGUGACCCGUGAGAACUCGGACCUCCAGCGCCAGAAGCUGGAGGCCGAACAGGGUCUGCGCGCCAGUCAGGAGGCCAAGGAGAAGGUGGAGAAGGAGGCCCAGGCCCGGGAGGCCAAGCUCCAGGCUGAAUGUGCCCGGCAGACCCAGCUGGCCCUGGAGGAGAAAGCAGCGCUGCGGAAGGAGCGUGACAACCUGGCCAAGGAGUUGGAGGAGAAGAAGCGGGAGGCUGAGCAGCUCAAGAUGCAGCUGGCUGUCAGCAGCUCGACCCUGGACACCUGCAUCAAGGCGAAGUCGCAGCCAAUAUCACUGCCAAGACCUGCAGGCCCUGCCCCCAAUCCCCCGCCCAUUGACCCAGCUGGGCUGGAGGAAUUCAAGAGGAGGAUCCUGGAGUCCCAGCGACCCCCUGCCAGCAGUGUCUUAGCAUCAGCCAGGGGACCGGAUCUGAGGCCUCGCAUCAAAUCACCCACCCCAUGAUGGGGACUGUUGAUUCCUUUUCCACUCAUUCCUUCUGGGCCUCGAGAAAGUCUGCGCUGCUGCUAACUCACCCUAAUGCCUCCCAGACCCUUGCAGUUCUCCCAUAUUCACAGAGGGAGGGCAGACCCAGGCUCCGGUGUCAGCUGCACUUGAGAACAUGGUCUUGCUUUUUCAUUGAACAUUUUUAAGUGGUUUUCUAUUAAUGGCAAAUGCACCAGCUUUCCUUUACUUGGUAAGACUGAGUAUCCUUUGGAGAUCACUUUAUUUAAAUUAAAAAAACACAACACAAUGGAGGUGAAGACAAAUAUUAAGUGAAUAUUGGUGUAGCGGCUACGUGGCUGGAGAUGGCACAAGUCACAAUGUGGAAGGUUGAAGAUGGGAGCUCAGCCCUGGCUCUGAGCCGAGCACACAGCGAGUGUCGAUUCAAGUUCACUGCCAUCACUAUGACCGUUUGUUUUUUCAUUCAACCCACAUUUCCUGAGCAGCUCCUGGGGUGCUGAGGACACAGGGAGGAAUAAGGCACAGAAAUCCAAAUCCUCACCCUCGUGCGGCUGACAGUCUAGUGGGGGAGGUGGAUGACAAACCAGAUGAGUGAGCCAUGAUAGGGACCCUUGGUGAUGAGUGAAACAGAAAAGGGAUGAGGGAGCUUGAGGAGGUUAGAA